This is a messenger RNA of Sciurus carolinensis (gray squirrel), 6408 nucleotides long. It is a transcript of the gene Abl1, whose product is annotated as ABL proto-oncogene 1, non-receptor tyrosine kinase. The coding region runs from base 1320 to 4769 and encodes 1149 amino acids. NCBI's taxonomy places the organism in Eukaryota, Metazoa, Chordata, Mammalia, Rodentia, Sciuridae. Gene Ontology annotation, biological process: protein phosphorylation; regulation of apoptotic process. Gene Ontology annotation, molecular function: ATP binding; non-membrane spanning protein tyrosine kinase activity; protein binding. The record is from RefSeq and is a predicted model, not a curated record. The transcript has 11 exons.
AAGGCGCGGCGACGUCCGGAGAAGGCGGCGCCGGAGUCGCCUGGGCCCCGCGAGGCGGGCUCUGCACGUCGCCGGGGGCGGGGCCGGGGGCGGGGCCUGGCCUCGUUGUGGAGCGGCUCCUAAUCCAUGAUGGCGGCCGCGGGGGUCGGUGUGUGUCCCUGAGCGGCGCCGGCGCCGGUUCCCGGGUCCUGUGGCUGAGGAGCCCCUCCCUGGUCCGCGGCCCCCGCCGGCGGGGGGCGGCCGUGCCUUGGCGGCGCUCGAGGGAUGUGACUGCGCGGCGGCGGCGGCGACGUCCGGGGCCGGGGGAGGGGGUGUCUCGAGCGGAGACCCCGGGGCCCGGGGCAGCCGCGGCGGCCGGGCCUCCUCCCCCCGUGGCCGCCCCCGCCUUCGGGGCCGCGCGUCCUCCAGCCCGUACGGCGCGGCCCCCGCGCGGGGACGCGGGGCUGGGCUCCCUUCCCCGACCUGGGACACCGGCUUGCUGAGGCGUGGAGGAGCGUCGUCCCCGAGUAAGCCGCCUGUGCCGCGCCCCGGCCGCCCCGGCUUCCCCGCCGUGCCCGCCGCGCAGCCCCCCGCCCCGGAAGCCCCUGCCUGCUGUCGGGCGGCCUCCCCCGGCCCCCAGGCUGCUCCCGCGAGCCUCAGAUGCCCUGACUUCUUCCAAUGUCACCUACGGCCCCCUUGGUCCCAGCGCAGCCAAAAACUUCAAUGCAAAGGAAAAGUCUGGAUUGGUUUCACAGGCCUUUUAAAAAGCGGACUUAAAAGUUGCUGGCAAUGCAUUCCUUCUCGUCAGUGGAGGGCAAACUCUCGCUGAAAUCAGGGUGACCCGUGUCCUUUCCGGAGAGCAGGGUAGGGAAGGAAGAGGGGCAGGAAAUUUGUUGGAAGAUGGAGAAACCAAGAUAGGGGGUUGGUGACUUCCACAGGGAAAGUUUGGAAGUAGCAUCCAAGGACGACCAGCGUUUCCUUUUUACAUGGGAAUGGAAAUGAUUGUAGGACUGUUGACCUAGCAUCGCCUGUGAAUAUUUCUGUUUUAAGUUUUUUUUACUUGGGGAGGAAAAAAACUGUAUUCAUCCCGUGAAAUAUACUUAAGAUCAAGAAACUUAAGUUAAACUGCGAAAAUAAUUGGAACUCCUGUUUACAAGUUUCAACCUAAAGCUCCGCUCCCUUUUGUCACGGAAGGUGUCUUUCUGUGAUAGACCUCAACUACCGACUUGGGGAGAUGCAGUGAAUGUGAAAUCCCACACAUGCCCUUUUCCUUCUAAGCCCACUCACCGUUCUGGAAGAUCUUGAACCCUUUUCUGGAAAGGGGUGGCUAUCAUUGCUUUAUGGGGCAGCAGCCUGGAAAAGUUCUUGGGGACCAACGAAGGCCAAGUUUGCCUGCCCUGCACUUUAUCAAAGGAGCAGGAAAGAAGGAAUCAUCGAGGCAUGGGGGUCCACACUGCAAUGUUUUUGUGGAACAUGAAGCCCUGCAGAGGCCAGUAGCGUCUGACUUUGAGCCCCAAGGCCUAAGCGAAGCUGCUCGUUGGAACUCCAAGGAAAAUCUCCUUGCUGGGCCUAGUGAAAAUGACCCCAACCUGUUCGUUGCACUGUACGACUUUGUGGCCAGUGGAGAUAACACCCUCAGCAUCACUAAAGGUGAAAAGCUUCGGGUCUUAGGCUACAAUCACAAUGGGGAAUGGUGUGAAGCUCAAACCAAAAAUGGCCAAGGAUGGGUCCCAAGCAACUACAUCACACCUGUCAACAGUCUGGAGAAACAUUCCUGGUACCAUGGGCCUGUGUCCCGGAAUGCUGCGGAGUAUCUGCUGAGCAGCGGGAUCAAUGGCAGCUUCUUGGUGCGGGAAAGUGAGAGCAGUCCUGGGCAGAGAUCCAUCUCGCUGAGAUACGAAGGGAGGGUGUACCACUACAGGAUCAACACUGCUUCUGAUGGCAAGCUCUACGUCUCCUCUGAGAGCCGCUUCAACACUUUGGCGGAGUUGGUUCAUCAUCACUCCACAGUGGCAGAUGGGCUCAUCACCACGCUGCACUACCCAGCCCCCAAGCGCAACAAGCCCACCGUCUAUGGCGUGUCCCCCAACUACGACAAGUGGGAGAUGGAGCGCACAGACAUCACCAUGAAGCACAAGCUGGGCGGAGGCCAGUACGGGGAGGUGUACGAAGGCGUGUGGAAAAAGUACAGCCUAACCGUGGCCGUGAAGACCCUGAAGGAGGACACCAUGGAGGUGGAAGAGUUCCUGAAAGAAGCCGCGGUCAUGAAGGAGAUCAAGCACCCGAACCUGGUGCAGUUGCUGGGGGUCUGCACCCGGGAACCCCCGUUUUAUAUAAUCACCGAGUUCAUGACCUACGGGAACCUGUUGGACUACUUGAGAGAGUGUAACCGGCAGGAGGUGAACGCAGUGGUGCUGCUGUACAUGGCCACGCAGAUCUCCUCAGCCAUGGAGUACCUGGAGAAGAAAAACUUCAUCCACAGAGAUCUUGCUGCCCGAAACUGCCUCGUAGGGGAAAACCACUUGGUGAAGGUGGCGGACUUUGGCCUGAGCCGACUGAUGACGGGGGACACCUACACAGCCCAUGCUGGAGCCAAGUUCCCCAUCAAGUGGACUGCACCCGAGAGCCUGGCCUACAACAAGUUCUCCAUCAAGUCUGACGUCUGGGCAUUUGGAGUAUUGCUUUGGGAAAUUGCUACCUAUGGCAUGUCACCUUACCCAGGAAUUGACCUGUCCCAGGUGUAUGAGCUGCUGGAGAAAGACUACCGCAUGGAGCGCCCAGAAGGCUGUCCAGAGAAGGUCUACGAACUCAUGCGAGCAUGUUGGCAGUGGAGCCCCUCUGACCGACCCUCCUUUGCUGAAAUCCACCAAGCCUUUGAAACGAUGUUCCAGGAAUCCAGUAUCUCAGAUGAGGUGGAAAAGGAGCUGGGGAAGCAAGGUGUGCGAGGGGCUGCGAGCACCUUCCUGCAGGCCCCAGAGCUACCCACCAAGACCAGGACUUCCCGGAGAGCUGCUGAGCACAAAGAUGCCACCGAUGUGCCUGAGACACCCCAUGCUAAAGGCCAAGGAGAGAGCGAUCCCUUGGACCAUGAGCCUACGGUGUCUCCACUGCUCCCUCGAAAAGAGCGAGGUGCCCCCGACGGCGGCCUGAACGAAGAUGAGCGUCUUCUCCCCAAAGACAGGAAGACCAACCUGUUCAGCGCCUUGAUCAAGAAGAAGAAGAAGAUGGCCCCAACGCCCCCCAAGCGCAGCAGUUCCUUCCGGGAGAUGGAUGGUCAACCAGAGCGCAGGGGGGCCGGCGAGGAAGACGGCCGGGAGACUAGCAAUGGGGUGCCAGCUCCCACCCCCACAGACACAGCCGAGCCCACCAAGCCCCCAAAACCCAGCAAUGGAGCUGGUGUCCCCAAUGGAGCCUUCCGGGAGCCCGGGGGCUCAGGCUUCCGUUCGCCCCACCUGUGGAAAAAGUCCAGCACGCUGACCAGCAGCCGACUAGCAGCCAGUGAAGAGGAGGGUGGCAGCAGCUCCAGCAAGCGCUUCCUGCGGUCCUGCUCUGCCUCCUGCGUGCCCCACGGGGCCAAGGACACCGAGUGGAAGUCCGUCACGCUGCCUCGGGACCUGCAGUCCACUGGGAGGCAGUUUGACUCCUCCACGUUCGCAGGGCACAAGAGCGAGAAGCCAGCUCUGCCUCGGAAGCGGGCAAGCGAGAACAGGUCUGACCAGGUGACCAGAGGCACGGUGACCCCUCCUCCCCGGCUGGCAAAGAAGAGCGAGGAGGCCGCUGACGAGGUGUUCAAAGAUAGCACAGGGACCAGCCCAGGCUCCAGCCCUCCCAGUCUGACUCCAAAGCUCCUCCGUCGGCAGGUCAUGAUGGCGCCCUCCUCUGGCCUCCCCCACAAGGACGAAACCGGGAAGGGCAGUGCCUUAGGGGCCCCUGCUGCAGCUGAGCCCCCACCUGCCACCAGCAGAGCAGGGGCAGGUGCUCCUGGGGGCCCCAGCAAGGCCCCGGCCGAGGAGUCCAGGGUGAGAAGGCACAAGCACCCCUCCGAGUCACCAGGGAGAGACAAGGGGAGACUGUCCAAGCUCAAGCCUGCCCCGCCACCGCCCCCAGCCUCCACAGGGAAAGUGGGGAAGCCCUCGCAGAGUCCAGGCCAGGAAGCAGCAGGGGAGAUGGGCGCCAGCGCGAAAGCAAAGCCCACCAGUCCGGCUGUGGAUGCUGUGAGCAGUGACACCACCAAACCCAGCCAGCCCGGAGAAGGCCUCAAGAAGCCUGUGCUCCCGUCCACACCCAAGCCGCCCUCGGCCACCAAGCCUCCUGGCACCCCCACCAGCCCAGCCCCUGUCCCCUCGGCGUUGCCCGCAGCAUCCUCAGCACUAGCAGGUGACCAGCCGUCAUCCACCGCCUUUGUCCCCCUCAUAUCAACCCGAGUAUCACUUAGGAAAACCCGCCAACCCCCAGAGAGGAUCGCCAGCGGCACCAUCACGAAGGGCAUGGUCCUGGAGGGCACUGAGGCCCUGUGCCUCGCCAUCUCCAGGAACUCGGAGCAGAUGGCCAGCCACAGCGCAGUGCUGGAGGCCGGCAAGAACCUCUACACGUUCUGCGUGAGCUACGUGGACUCCAUCCAGCAGAUGAGGAACAAGUUCGCUUUCCGGGAGGCCAUCAACAAACUGGAGAACAGCCUCCGGGAGCUCCAGAUCUGCCCGGCCACGGCGGGGAGUGGCCCCGCAGCCACGCAGGACUUCAGCAAGCUCCUCAGCUCUGUGAAGGAGAUCAGCGACAUCGUGCAGAGGUAGCAGAAACCAGGGGUCAGCAGCUGGAACUGCUUGUAGCCCGCCAGGGCGCACCCUGCCUGACAAAGGACCGGGGAGCUGGCACUUGGCCCAGGGCUCUGCGCCAGGUGGGACCUGGUCCCACAGCGUCCCACCCGACUACCUAUGUUGUGCACCAACUGUCCUCCUGCAUCGACUCCUCCGCAGCCUGGCCCCAUGAGCCACCUCUGCCCUGGUGUCUGUGGAGUCCCCUUUCUGUGGACCACAGCCAGUACACCAGGGCCUACCAGGCUGGCCACCCCCUGGUGCUGGGACUAAGCUCUCAGGCCAGCUGGGAACAGCCUUGAGGGUCACCCCAGCCUCGGUUCUCUCUGGACCUUCUGCUUGGGCCGUGCCUCCACGUGCCAUCGCCUCCACCUUCCCUGGAGGGAGUCUGCACCUGCUGUCCUGACCUCCCACGCUGAAGGCCUGUCUGGAGAACUCCGUCCCCAGAGGGUAGCAGGUGUGCGUCACCGGCCAGUCACUGCAGCCUCCUGCAGCUGUGGAUUCAAGGGAACACAGGUGCUAAAACCAGCCAGCCCUGGAGGCCCGACAGGAUCCACUGGGGGUCUCCACUGUCUGUCCUCCCUGCGUCCCAGCAUCCAACUCUGGCUCCCUUGUGACACGCACUGCAAAUCCUGGAUAGAAAGCUUGAGUCCCGAGUGGGUCCUGAGGGCAGGAGUGGAGGUGCUGACCCAGGGCUGGGCCUGGGCAGGUCUGUGGCAGCCAGGCACCCUCCUUGCACACAGCCAGGUGCCCCAGGAGGCCUGGGUUUCUGACCAAUCUCACUUCCCUGCCUGUUCCUCUGAGACAGAGGAGAGACUGACGGGGCCUCCCCUUGGUGACGAGGCAGUUUUCUGGGGAUCCUGGAGCAUUUCAAAGCUCUGGCCUCCGCACAGCCACCUGACCCAGCCCCCCCCCCCCCCCAGGAGUGCCGUGCUUCCCUUGACCCCCCAGCACAGGCACCUUGGAACUGCACGUCUUUUAUUUAAUCGCCGUGAGCAACACUGGCCCUGUGUUCCUGAGGGGCCAUCAGGGACUGAUGAGACAACCACAGAGGGGAAACCCCAGCCUUCCUCAGCGCCGGCCAGGCUGGCUGGGACGGAACCCGUGCACGCUGGUGCCUCAGCUGAAGAGCGGGCAGGUGCAGCCUGGCAAGGCCCUGCUCGCACACCCACCACCUAGCUCACAUGUGAGUUUUCUGGAAAAGAUGGUUUCCUCUGGAUCGUGUUUAUGCGGUUCUCACAGUGUCUCACCUCCGUGCCCCCGCUGGCUAUGGCUCAGCAGGAGGCACCAGCACACCGCCAGCGGCCUUGAGACAAAGCCAGACACCCUCCCGCCCCCGACUGCCGAGUCCGCGAGGUACUGGUCUCUCUUCUUACAUGAUGUGCCACUAUAUUUUGCAUUUAUACUUUGGUAUUACACUCUUUUGUAGACUCGCUCUUUUAUAAAUGAUGUGUACAUAGUUUUCCACUGUACUCCCUUCUGGAUGCCGAGGGUGUCCCCUUUUCUCUCCCUUGGUCCAAUACCUUUUUGUUUCUGUAUAUGACUAUGUUUUUUUGUUUGUUUGUUUUUAAUCCAAAUCUCUCCUCUAGUAUUUUUGAAAUAAAUGUUUAUAAAAUUA